AGAGUGUGAGGAGCAUCGGUCGACAUUUUUUUGGAUGAGCAGAGAGCGGCUAAAGAUCAAGCAGCCUAAAGAUGACAGUUUGGAAGUGUUUUUUCUUCUUCUCCCUUCUUCAUCCGUUUCAGCAGAAACAAGGAUUGAUGGAGAAACGGAUGGAGAAAUGCUUUCCAUGACAUUUGUCCACAUCUGAUAUUCAGCAGUUUCACUAACAGAAGGAUCAGUCACGACCUUCAUUUAUAUGCAUCAACCAAAUGACAUAAAAUCCUGGCUGCCAAACUCUACUUUCCCACCUCCUCUGCAUUUGCAGACAUUCACAUGUUUGAUGGUUUGCAGCCUGUCGUGAUAGCUGUGGUCAGCGCAGGGUAGAUAACAGGUGUAUUCCUGACUAAUCCAAUUUCAGCCCUGCUUCCGGUCUCAUCUGCAGUGCUCAUGGUGUUGCCCAUGGAAGACGGAUCGUGCUGAACAUGAGACCACUAAUGUUCUGUGUUUUUGCAGUUAUGAUGCUCAAAGUGGCUCAAGGUGAGGAGAAAGAGCAACCAGAGCUGCUCAUGGACACAGAGGGAUCAAUGGAAGAGAAGGAGGUGCUCGAGUGUUUCCGCUGUGACCUGGGCUUCUGGGACGCCUGCUACACCACCCAAACCAACUGCAGCCUUGGCGAGCGGUGCUUCACAGGCCGAGGGAAAGCCGCUGAUGUUCUGGAUGUGAAGACGUUGGGUUGUGCAAAGGCAGAGGAGUGUGGUGUGGAGACAACGGUGGCGCUCUUCCCUAACAACACCAUCUUCGUCAUGACCAAACACUGCUGUGACACACCGUUCUGUAACUCGGCACACAAACUUCAAGUCUUUACUCCCCUGUGCCUCAGUGUAGCUUUCCUAACUACCUGGCAUGUCACUGAAGCCUUAGUAGGAUCAUAAUAAUAAUAAUAAUAGUAAUAUUAAUAAUAAUAAACUGUAAAAUGCAUCAGCAUUUACAGGGUU
This is a messenger RNA of Solea senegalensis (Senegalese sole), 974 nucleotides long. Its product is annotated as sperm acrosome membrane-associated protein 4-like. The transcript is spliced from 3 exons. NCBI's taxonomy places the organism in Eukaryota, Metazoa, Chordata, Actinopteri, Pleuronectiformes, Soleidae. The record is from RefSeq and is a predicted model, not a curated record. Bases 462 to 911 code for a protein of 149 amino acids.